Messenger RNA from Stylophora pistillata, 1108 nucleotides. Its product is annotated as methionine aminopeptidase 1D, mitochondrial. Lineage: Eukaryota; Metazoa; Cnidaria; Anthozoa; Scleractinia; Pocilloporidae. The record is from RefSeq and is a predicted model, not a curated record. Gene Ontology annotation, biological process: proteolysis. Gene Ontology annotation, molecular function: metalloaminopeptidase activity.
GUCAUCGGUCGCGGAGGCAUGGAUCCAACAACGAUUUGGACGCCAUUACACUGAACUGUAGGUGAUGUGGGCCAAACUCGGGCGCUUGAGGCCAAGAUGUCUAAGAUGCUUAGAAGAACAGCUUUACAAAAGGAAUGUUAAUUUUAACCACAGAAACUCUUCAACAAAUAAAUCAUAUGAAGUUGUAACAGAACUGUACAAAGUUUCUCCUGCUGGCCAUGUACCUUCACACAUAGAACAUCCACCUUAUGCCCACACUGGUAAAGUCCCAGAUCCACCCCUCUCCACUGAGAUUAAAACAGAGAAACAGAUUGCUCUCAUGAGAACAGCGUGCAGAACAGCCAGGAAAGUUCUCAAUACAGCUAGAGAUAAUAUCAUGGUAGGUGUCACAACAGAAGAUAUUGACCAGAUAGUACACCAAGCUGCUGUUUCGUUUGGAGCGUACCCUUCCCCUCUCAACUACAAAAAGUUUCCCAAGUCUGUGUGUACUUCUGUUAAUAAUGUGGCUGUACAUGGUAUACCAGACAGUCGACCUUUGCAAGAUGGUGACAUUAUCAGUGUGGAUGUUUCUGUCUUCAUAGGUGGUAUGCAUGGUGACUUGUGUGCAACAUAUAUGAUUGGUUCUGUUGACAAACAGGGUCAGAGAUUACUAGAAAGCUGUCAGCGUAGUCUUGAUGCUGCAAUUAGUAUCUGUAAACCUGGAGUAAGGUUUUCUUUGAUUGGAAACACAAUCGAGUCUGUUGCUAAGAAGGAUGGAUUCACAGUUUGUCCCAAUUUAGCAGGUCAUGGUAUUGGAUCAUAUUUUCAUGGAUCUCCAGAAAUUUUGCAUACAGGAAAUUAUAAACCUGGUAAAAUGGCAGCAGGCAUGACAUUUACUAUUGAACCAGUACUUUGUGAAGGAUCUUCAGAAAUAGCUAUUCUAGGCGAUGGUUGGACUGUUGUUACAAAGGAUGGCAAAAGGACUGCACAGUUUGAACACACUGUUUUGAUAAUGCAAUCUGGUGUUGAAGUGCUAACUGCUGAUACCAAAGAUUGACCAUGAAAAAAAAAUUAUUUUAUGUUUUAUGGAGAACAUAACAGAUAAACAAUAAAUGAAACAAAUUUUGCA